AUGUUGGCGCAAAGCUGUUGCCUUCGACUGCUGAUCCUCCUCCUUCUGUUCACAACAAUCGGCAGCGUACCGAAAAAAUCCCUCAAAUACUUCACGAAUCGAAAAUUGCGAGAGAGAAGGAUCAAAUUGUUCGGCACCAAGAAGACAGAGAUUCAAUCACUCUUGAUAAGUACGUGGAACUAUACGGAUGCCAAUUUGCAGGCAUGGAGUGUGUUGCAACAAGGACCUCGAAGGACUCGUCAGGCGGUGAUUCAGGGAUGCAUGGCCUGCCAGAAUCAGCGAUGUGGACGCCUGCUGACCGGAAGAUCCUCUCCAGAUACGGAGGGAGCACUCACCCUGGAGGCUGCCAUUAUGGAUGGGGAAAGCUUGGAGUACGGUGCAGUGGCCGGGAUGAAUGGAGUUCGGAAUGCCAUUCUAGUAGCCGAUGCAGUUCUGAAAUACACAAAACAUUCCGUACUGGUCGGGAAAAGUGCAACGAAAUUUGCCAGAUCUUUGGGUUACAAAGAGGAGUACCUCACGGAUGCGAGAACGAGAAAUGUCUUGAAAAAGUGGAGGUCAAACGGCUGUCAGCCGAAUUUCUGGCGAGAUGUACAUCCUUCGCCGGCGGAAAACUGUGGGCCAUAUUCACCCCUACCCGAGCACAUGCAUCAGCAUCCGAUGCACCAGGAAUAUGCCAUCAUACAGGGUCAACACGAUCAGCUGGCCUUCUUGGCCCUGGAUGCGGAGGGUAAAUUCCAUGUGGCCAGCCAAUCGAGUGGCGCCCAAUUCCGGAUUCCCGGUCGAGUGGGUGAUUCGGCGGUGCCUGGUGCUGGGAUUUAUGCGGAUAAUGAAGUGGGCGGUGCGGUGGCCAGUGGCGAUGGUGAUGUCCUGAUGCGCCACCUGCCCGCCUUCCUGGCCGUCGAAGCAAUGCGAGCGGGAAAGGAACCAGACAAGGCAGCCGAGUUGGUGGUGCAACGCCUGCUGAGGCACAAUACGGAAUUCAAUGGAGCCGUGGUGGUGGUCAAUCGACGUGGCAUCUAUGCCGCCGCCUGUGCAGGACUCGACGAGUUCCAUUUUGUGGUCAGUGGGGGCAAGGAAUACCUCAGCAUGGCGCGGGUGGAGCGGGUCAAGUGCUUGGAGCGGGAGAAUGAAGUCAUAGAUGGUGGCCCCAAAGGACUGUUUCCCACCAUUCCCGAAAAACAUAAGGUUCCAUGA
Molecule: messenger RNA, 1194 nt
Organism: Drosophila melanogaster (fruit fly)
Lineage: Eukaryota; Metazoa; Arthropoda; Insecta; Diptera; Drosophilidae
Exons: 1
Coding region: 1-1194 (397 amino acids)
Molecular function (GO): hydrolase activity; hydrolase activity, acting on carbon-nitrogen (but not peptide) bonds, in linear amides
Source: RefSeq, marked reviewed